GCGUGCCGUCGUCGUCGCACAAUGGUUUGACUAAGGUAGGCCUGGAGAGGGGACUACUAUAAGGCCCUCGACACCGGCACCGGCCUAUCCAUUUGCUACGAGACCAUCUCCGAUCGAUCGUAUCUCGGCGCGGCCAACGAUCCCUACGGGCCAUCCCCGACAGACACUGCUUGCGGAUUAUCCAUUGACUAUAUCGUCGGCUCGGCCAUGGCUAAGGGAGUCACCCUCGUGCUCGCUCUCAGCGCCAUCGUCUCCAGGACUGUCGCCCUUGAAUUGCCCGACUUCAUAAAGGUCUGCAAAAGGAACGAUCCGGAAAUCGAGAGCUGCAUUAAGGACAGCGUCGAGUUCCUGCGACCGAAGCUCAUGACUGGCGUCCCCGAGUAUAGUAUCCCGUCAUUGGAACCGCUGCUACUGAAGGAGCUGGUGGCCGCGGAAGGUAGCAACGGGCUGAGGAUCACAGCCAAGGACGUCAAAGCUUUCGGUGCCAGUAACUUCAUCAUCCAGAAAAUUAGAGUCGACCUGGAUACGCUGCGCUUCGCCCUGGACAUUCUGCUACCGCAUCUCUAUAUCGAAGGCCUGUACGAGAUCGACGGGCGGGUGCUGCUGCUGCCGAUCAGAGGUAACGGUCCCAUGACCGGCAACAUGACCGACGCCACGGGUUCCGUCAAGAUCCAGGCGGACUUUUUCAAGGACGAGCUCGGUGAGAGCCACCUCAUUCUCAGCGAGUUUCGCAUGCGAAUCAACAUCCGCAAGGGCUCGCUUAAUCUCGAGAACCUCUUUGGCGGCGAUCCCACCCUCGGCACCGUCGUCAACAACGCCAUCAACAGCAACUUCGACUCGUUCAUCAAGGAGCUCCAGCCUCUCAUCGAGAAGGCGCUCUCUACCGCCUUCCAGGACUUUGGCAACAACAUCGUCCGACCCUUCACCUACGAUCAGCUCUUCCCCGAGAAAUAGGAUAAUCGUCGAUGACUCUGCGCCAAUCUCCUUCUCGUGCCUCCCCAACUUUCGUCCAAUCACUCUCGGCAUUUGUUACGAUGGUCCUUCGAAGCGCCCCUUGGAAAUCUCUCGUGUCGCUUUUCUUUCAAUCGUCGUAACACUGUGCGAGCGCAAAAACUAAAAAGCAAAAAGCAAAAAGCAAAAAG
Ceratosolen solmsi marchali is the source of this 1142-nucleotide messenger RNA. Its product is annotated as Juvenile hormone binding protein 3. The transcript is spliced from 3 exons. The coding region runs from base 208 to 954 and encodes 248 amino acids. NCBI's taxonomy places the organism in Eukaryota, Metazoa, Arthropoda, Insecta, Hymenoptera, Agaonidae. The record is from RefSeq and is a predicted model, not a curated record. Gene Ontology annotation, biological process: multicellular organismal reproductive process.